Molecule: messenger RNA, 621 nt
Organism: Candidozyma haemuli
Lineage: Eukaryota; Fungi; Ascomycota; Pichiomycetes; Serinales; Metschnikowiaceae
Exons: 1
Coding region: 1-621 (206 amino acids)
Source: RefSeq, a predicted model, not a curated record
AUGAGGUUUACAUCAAUACUAUUAUACCCAAUUUUGGCAUAUUCUGCCUUUGCUGAAGCUACCGAAAAGACUGUUGAUGUCUUCAGCAAGUCUGUCAAUUCUGCAUCCACAGUAAGCUUAGGUCAGAUAAAGUACGACACGGCUACCAAUAAUACUGAGUAUGUUGCCAUAAGCGACUUGCCCAGCCAUGAGAGCAUUUGCUUAGGAACGAGGCAUAUACCAAAUAGAGAAUGCUUCACGUUCCUUCAAACCAAGGAAUCCAGCCCCAAGGGAAGGUUUGUCUUGUUCUUGAACAAGGAUAGAGAGAUAGAAGACAUUGCCUUCCAUGCUGGUGAUGAAGAAUGGAGCACUGAGUUGGUAGACGUUUUGCUGGCUCCAUCUCCAAACUUGAAGCCGUUUGUCAGACAAAAGCAAAAACAGAAAGCUGAGCCCGUGAAGCAAAAAGUGAUUAGAAAGAAGACCGUGGAGAUCGACGGCAAGCAGACUGAAAUCGAAGAGGAAGUUGAAGAAGAGGUUCAAGAAGAUGCUAAACUGUGGUUGCAGAAGAACUGGAUGUGGGUGGUGAUCCCAUUGGCUCUAUUCAUGGUUAUGGCACCUGAAGAAGAAAAGAAGGAGGAAUAG